Messenger RNA from Armigeres subalbatus, 1657 nucleotides. RefSeq lists its product as uncharacterized. Lineage: Eukaryota; Metazoa; Arthropoda; Insecta; Diptera; Culicidae. The annotation marks the transcript as partial. The record is from RefSeq and is a predicted model, not a curated record. The transcript has 4 exons.
CGCAAAACGUUUCUUACUCCCCCAUCAGGCGGAUGGGUAGCGCAGCACGUCUUCGAAUCAAACGUUUUCGGUUGUCGGUGUUUUGAUCGGAGCUAAGAACGGUUUUCGUUGUUCGAAAUUUUCUCGUCGUUGUCGUCGUCGGUUCUGGACUGCGGGUGGAAAUUUCCGGCGAAGGCUCGAGGGACUCACGGUUCCAGGCGACCGUCUGUUGGCGUAGUAUACAUUCAGCAGCUGAUCGGCGAUACCCGACCAACAGAUCGUAAGAUCGCUUGAACCACAAUCGGCGAAUCCGAGUCACCGAGAGCCCGUGUGUCGUUUCGAAAAUUGUGUGAGUUGCAAAUCGGCGGAAAAUUGGAUAAUAAUUGCAAUCCAGUGCAGAACACAAUAAAAUUGUGUUCGUGAAAGUGAUACCCCCCGUGGAUCGAGCGUACAAUCUCACAAUUAAACAAAAUCGACUAUUAGUGCGUUUAAAGUGAAAUUCAUUCGCCAACCGAAGGUGAACGUAAUCGAAUGAUAAGCCGAACAGUUAACACAAGUGCUACCGAAGCCCAAUGCUUCUCGAAUGGUGGUGAUAUUGAUCGUGCUUCCAUGUGCACCGCCUCCGCCAUCCACUGUCGCGCCAUCACCGUACUCAGCGCCCGCGUUUCAGAAUGCCGACCGGACGGCCACUAGCCGUCUUCACCAUCAAUCCACCCAAAGAAAGCCCGAGUUUGAACCCACCCGCACGCAUCGGAUCAUCAGUGCCGCGACCGCCGCUGCGGUACGAUCACCCUACCGGCGAUCGGAUGACAGUGCGGUGUCCUAUGCCCGGUUAAGGUACACCCCGUGGACGCCGUCUUCGACGGUGUCGCCAUCGCAGCGCAUCGAUGGCAACAAUAACAACACAUCCACCACCUACCAGCGGUGGAAACGAUCACUGCCCGAACGCCAAAGUCACAAACGCAAACAAUGGAAACGACCGGUAGUAGGAGGAACUAACAUUAGCAAUAGUAACGACAACAACAGCAGCAGCAAUCGACAUCGGUUGCCGAACAAUAGCAAUAGUUUUCAUCCCAAUAACCUUCGGUACACGUCGAGAGUAAUCAUUUCCGAUGAUUUUCCCCAGGUGGACAUCAAGUCGGACGAUAACGAGGUGGAGCCAAUCAGUCGGGAAGAGGAGAUCAUCAAGAAGCGGAAAACGGAACUGAUCACCACCCGGCAGAUCGAAACGCGCGUCCAGCGGCAGCUCAAGUUCGAGGAUGGCAAAGUUAUCGAAGAUUCCGGCCCGAUCGUGUCCACCAACACCACCGAGGAUACCGACCGGCAGGAAACGGUUCAAACAGAGCAUCGCACUCUGGGCGACCCAACGGAGGAAGAAGUUACCAAAAAUGCGGCCGUCGAUUCCGACGGGAAGCCGGUUCCCAUCGGUGGCGGCGGUGCUGCCGGCGAUGGCGCUGGCGGUCUGCAAAACCUAGUCAGUGAUGCAAGUGGCGGGGCUGGGUUGACGACGACGGCAACCGGCGGCGAUAGCAACAAACCAAAGACAAUCGGUGCCAUCGUGGCCCGACCCGAUGGGCUGCUGAAGAACAUCAAGGAAGAGGUGGAGGUCUCCCGGGAGGAAACCAAGGAGCGCACGGUGCACGAAGAGCGGAAGCACUUUGGCGAUUUCACCGAUGAU